GUAUCUAUUUCGCCAGAGAUUACUUCAAAAAAAGUGUGCAGAGAUAUUAUCAACCAGUUAGUUAAAAUGUAUCGGGAAUCCCAGUUGGACAACCGCAUACCUGCUUACGAUGGGAGAAAGAGCUUAUUUACUGCCGGACCGUUACCUUUUACUUCCAAGGUUUUUGUGGUUGUCUUGACUGACGACAAUAGAGGAUCCUCUUCUGAUUCUGAUAGGAAAAAGCGUGAGCGGGAGUUUAAGGUUACUAUAAAGUUUGCUUCCAAGACGGAUCUCUACAACCUUACUCAGUUUCUCCGUCGCAUGCAGCUGGACUGUCCUUACGAAACCAUUCAAGCUCUUGAUGUUGCUUUGAGGGCAACUCCAUCUGAGAAUUAUAUUGUUGCUGGGAGGUCUUUUUUCUCUCUGAGUUUGGGGCAACCGGGUCCUCUUGGUGGUGGGACGGAGUAUUACAGGGGCUUUUAUCAAAGCAUCAGGCCGACCCAAAUUGGGCUUACUCUUAACAUAGAUGUAUCUUCAAGAGCUUUUUAUGAACCGAUACUUGUCACGGACUUUGUUUCCAAACAUUUUAAAUUGAAUUUUUCAAGGCCACUGUCUGAUCAAGAUCGUGUCAAGAUCAAGAAAGCUUUGAGAGGUGUUAAGGUGAAACUAUCUCAUAGUGGGAAAAUAAGGAGUUGUAAAGUGACCGGUGUCUCAAGAGAGCCACUCAGAGACCUAACGUUCAUGCUUGAAGAUAAUGUGACCAGAAAAAAAGUUAUUGAUUAUUUUUAUGAGAAAUACAAUAUUGUCUUAAAGCAUCCAGUUCUUCCUGCUCUCCAAGCUGGAAGUGACUCGAGACCUAUGUUUUUUCCAAUGGAGGUUAUACUCUUUCUCUGUCUACGCAUCGACUUUGUUGGAACUGGGCCACAAAGGACUAUGCGUGUAAAAAAGAUUGAGACAGACAGUAAAAGGACACCUGCUCCUUCACAUUUGGAAGAUGAAACUGAUGCUUAUGAUGAUGAAAAUAUAUCAGAUGAAAGCAAUAAUUCUCAAUCAGACAUCUCCUCUGUUAAAAGGAAGGCUGCAAAGAAGUCUCCAAACAAAGUGGUUGUUGUUCAUCUAGACAAAUGGAGGUUUGUCACUCAAAGAAGGGUAGUGGUUGAAAGAGAAUUGGGAAAAGACGUUGUUGAAGUAAAGGAAAUAAUGGAGUUAAUUAAGGCAGCUGGUCUUAUGAAAACUGUGACUGCUCUGCCUUAG
Lathyrus oleraceus (garden pea) is the source of this 1233-nucleotide messenger RNA. RefSeq names its product protein argonaute 5. The record is from RefSeq and is a predicted model, not a curated record. The coding region runs from base 67 to 1233 and encodes 388 amino acids. The transcript has 8 exons. NCBI's taxonomy places the organism in Eukaryota, Viridiplantae, Streptophyta, Magnoliopsida, Fabales, Fabaceae. Gene Ontology annotation, molecular function: protein binding; RNA binding.